Molecule: messenger RNA, 753 nt
Organism: Episyrphus balteatus (marmalade hoverfly)
Lineage: Eukaryota; Metazoa; Arthropoda; Insecta; Diptera; Syrphidae
Gene: mRpS16
Product: probable 28S ribosomal protein S16, mitochondrial
Exons: 2
Coding region: 113-508 (131 amino acids)
Biological process (GO): mitochondrial translation
Cellular component (GO): ribosome; mitochondrial small ribosomal subunit
Molecular function (GO): structural constituent of ribosome
Source: RefSeq, a predicted model, not a curated record
UGUCAAAAAAAAAGAAAAAAAAAAUUGACACCCGCACGAGUCGAUUUGUCAAUAUUUUUUCCAUUUCAUUAAAAAAAAAUUACAUUUUUUAAUAAAAUAAUAAAUAGAAAUCAUGUCACUAUCACCGGCAAGUGGCAUUGGUCGUUUUUAUAAAAAAUCUGCCAAAAUUAUAAGAUGUGUACGCUGGGGAUGCACCAACAGACCUUUCUAUCACAUUGUUGUUAUGGAGCGAAGGAAGGAUCAACAUCAACCGGUCAUAGAACAAGUUGGCUCAUAUGAUCCUCUAAUCAACGAACACGGCGAACGUCUUGUUUCAUUCAAUUUCGAAAGAAUUCGUCAUUGGUUAGGUAAUGGUGCACAUUUAUCAAAACCAGCUGCUGAACUCCUAGGCAUUGCUGGAUUUACGCCAAUUCACCCAAAAACCUACAUGACUGCAUGGAGGAAUAGACAAAGAAUUGAUGAGCAAGAAGCUAAAAGCGAGGUGGAGGGUAAAAAGAACGACGAAUAGAAUAUUGAUUUUUUUUUAUUGUUAAAUAGAUUCAUUAAUAAAAAAAAAAAAACAAAAUAAAAUUUAAUAAAAAAAAACACUGUUUUUGUGAUGGGCUUUUUCAAUCUUAUUGAAAUGAUUUUAUUUUAAAUAUUUAUUUUAUUUUUUCAUUUGAUUACAAUUUUGAAUAAAAGGCAAGUUAUUUUAAGAGAAAAUCGUUAUUAAAGUUAUUUGAUUUCAAAUCAAAUAAUGGAUAAACAAGAAAA